Messenger RNA from Quercus lobata, 923 nucleotides. Its product is annotated as SKP1-like protein 1B. The transcript is spliced from 2 exons. NCBI's taxonomy places the organism in Eukaryota, Viridiplantae, Streptophyta, Magnoliopsida, Fagales, Fagaceae. Gene Ontology annotation, biological process: ubiquitin-dependent protein catabolic process. The coding region runs from base 189 to 656 and encodes 155 amino acids. The record is from RefSeq and is a predicted model, not a curated record.
UUUUGACGCCGACUCAAACAUUUACGACGAGUCCAAUGCGAUAUAGGAAAAGGUUUCUCAGAGUCCGAGCCCAACACGACAAAGAUUGAUGAUAUAAAUACCUCACUACCUUCGCUCUUUUUCUCACACCUUCAAUCUCUCUCUCUCUCUCUCUUUCUUUUUGUGUUUGUGUGAAAACGAUUGACAAUAUGUCUUCGGUGAAGAAGGUGACGCUGAAGAGCUCAGAUGGCGAGAUUUUCGAGGUGGAAGAGACUGUGGCGAUGGAGUCACAGACGAUAAAGAGCUUGAUCGAAGAUGACUGUGCUGACAAUGCAAUCCCAUUGCCUAACGUAACAAGCCGCAUACUCUCACUCGUCAUCCAGUACUGCAAGGAGCACACGUCCUCCUCUGACUCUAACUCUUCCAAGUCCAAUGAGGAGCUCAAGGCCUGGGAUACUCAGUUCAUCAAUGUCGACCAGAACGUCCUCUUUGAUCUCAUUAUGGCGGCCAACUAUUUGAACAUUAAGGGGCUAUUGGAUUUAACUAGCCAGACUGUGGCAGACAUGAUAAAGGGAAAGACUCCAGAACAGAUUCGUGCGAUAUUCAAUAUUGUGAAUGAUUUCACUCCAGAAGAAGAAGAGGAGGUUCGAAGGGAGAAUGCGUGGGCAUUUGAGUGAAAGAAAUAGAGUAGUUUCCCUUCUUUUCUAUAUAUAUUUUAGGUUUUUUUUUUUUUUUUUUUUUUUUGAGAAACCUAUAUUUUAGGAAUGUUGAUCUAGUGAUAGGGUUCGGCUUUUGUUUUGUCUCAAGCAGUAAUAAUAGGUUUUGACGAAGGAAGUUUAUGUUGUUAUGAUUUUAAUUAACCUUAAAUACGUAGCUUAAUUUACUUUGUGGUCAAAAUGUGUUAAGAUUACUUAUCAUAACAAUAUAGGUUUUUGUGUUUGCUA